This is a messenger RNA of Acanthaster planci (crown-of-thorns starfish), 1846 nucleotides long. RefSeq names its product mitochondrial ribosomal protein L1 (gene mrpl1). The record is from RefSeq and is a predicted model, not a curated record. NCBI's taxonomy places the organism in Eukaryota, Metazoa, Echinodermata, Asteroidea, Valvatida, Acanthasteridae.
ACAUUGAAGUUCACUGCACUGUGCAUGCUUCGGAUCGGAAGGCUACGUCUUUACGUCUAUGGGAAAACAAAUUCAAGAUGGCAGCCUCCAUGAGCAUGAUGAGUGUCAGAGUAGCUGCUGCUAUUUCAAGGAGUUCAAGCCAUGCUAGAGGCUUGCGGCACGUGCGCCACAGACUCCAGCAAGAUGUGAUUUGCAGCUUCCAUUGCCAAGCGUCAAUCUCCGACUCCCAGCAAGGCAGCAGAUCUGUCUUCACCAGCCCAGGGUAUUUGCAGAGUAGAAGCUUCUCAAGCAUUACAGGCCAGGUCAGUGAUGAACCAGCUGAAGAAACAGUAGCAGAGGAAGCUAUGGUAGUGCAAGAGAGACCCAAAGACUAUCUAGCCUGGAAGCCAGUGGACGAUGUCUACCUCCACAUGCACUACCCACCACAGCUGAAAUCAUUCCAUGAGGCUAUGGAGAUACUGAGGAAGCAAGACACCUGGAUGUUUUGUCGUCGGCGGAACAAAUACGCCGACCGCACGGUCACCAUUUCAGUCAAUCUGGACAUGGCCCUGAAGAAGAAGAAAUUAGUGGAUCCAUUCCAGAGUAUGCUGAUACUGCCACAUGCUUUCAAGCCAGACAACACAGUACUCUGCUUUGCAAGGGGUUCAGACGCACAAGUUGCUAUAGACGCCAGGGCAGACAUAGUCGGGGGUGAAGAAUUGGUCCCCAAGGUUCUCUCCAAAGAAGUCAAGGACUUUGAUUACUGCGUGUCGUCCCCAGACAUGAUGGCGGAGCUGGCACCUCUGAGGCAGUUGUUGAGGAAGAGGUUCCCAAACUCAAAAAGAGGAUCGGUUGGGCUGGAUCUCCCAAGCAUGAUACACAGAUACAAGAAAGGACAAGAGUAUAAGUGUCAGAUUAAGGGCAAACAUGUCAACGUUGCAAUUGGCAAGCUGAGCCUCACCAAUGACCAGCUUGAAGAGAACAUGCAGUGUAUCAUCACUGACAUCUGCAAGCAUAAGCCACCAGAGUUUGGACCUUUUGUCACCAAGUUGACGAUCAAUGCUUUCCUCCUGGAUGGAGUGCGCAUCAACUUCGAGAAAUACCUCCCAGCACCAGUAGACGAACUUGAAAGUGUGGGAUUGAGCUCUGAACAGGAGAAAGUUAUACUUUGACUUUAGGGUAGAGUUUACAUUUAAAAUGAUGGUUUAAGUUUAUUGUAUCUAUUUCAUGGCUCACGUAACAGCGCCAAUUCAUUUCGUCUUGACGAAGAAUGACAAAACAUUCUUACAUUGCCCAGAUUAAUUGAUCUAAAAUGUCAGGUGCUAAGUGUUGCUGUUCUGUCUUUUGGUCAUGUGAUUUCUGUGCCUGGGGCAUUCAAGUGGCCAGACCUAACAAGCAUAUGAGAGGCCACAGUUUCCCUUUCUAAGCAUCUGGGGUGAAAUUUAUCAGGAUUUGUCCUUACUUUAGGAUUUUCCUCAGGAUUUUCUGAUUUCGAGAUUUUUCAAAUGAUCUCUUUGAAAAUCUUCAGAAUCCCAACUUUACCAUUAAGGUGCUUUUACAUAUAAAAGUUACAUUUACUAGAAAUGGGUGUUCUAAGGGGUGCCUUAGGCAGGUAAAAGUGUAUUCGAUACACCCAACACUGCUGUAUGGUUAUCAUUUCAUGGAUUGUUCUGUUUCCUCCAAUCACACCCCCCCUCAUGCAUGCAUGACCAGUUAGCAAUUGGAAAUGGAUAAAUGAUAUGGCCUAUCUUCAGACAAAAAAAACUUUUCAAAAGCUCAUCUUUGUAUUUUAAUACACUUAUUCUCUGAUGUUGUCACUGUCCUUUGCAAAACACGUGUGUAAAUAAAAUUCAUGAAGAAACAGAAA